UAAAUGAAGGAAGCAUUCAAUGCAAUUAAAGGUGCACCUCAUUUGUCGCAAAAUCACUCAGUCUAGCUAGCUAGGAAGUAGGAACCACAUAAACUUGUUAUAAAUAUCCUUCAUUUCUUCUACCUUAAUUCUUCAAUUCUCCCACACACACAAAAAAAAAAGCCACCAAAUAAUCAAUAAGAAUAAUAAAAAUAAAAAGAAUAAAAGAACCAAGAUAGCUAGCUAUAUAUGGCUUUGAUGAAAUUGUCAUUGGUUCUUUUAUUGGCUUGCUGCACUCUCCCCAUCCAGAGUGUUGUUGCUGAAACCAUUUGUGAGAAUUUGCCUACAAGUGUUUGUGCAUUUUCGGUCUCAUCUUCGGGGAAGAGAUGUGUGAUAGAAGACUCGGUACUAGUCGAUGGGAAGGUGGAUUACAAGUGCAAGACGUCAGAGGUGGUGGUCGGGAGUAGCACGUCAGAAGAGUACUUAGAGACCGAUGAGUGUGUGAAAGCAUGCGGUGUUAGCCGGAAAUCAGUUGGCAUGUCAUCGGAUGCUCUCCUCGAUUCAACUUUCACCGGUAAGCUUUGUUCCCAUGCAUGCUACAAUAAAUGUCCCAACCUCGUUGACCUCUACUCCAACGUGGCCGCGGGCGAAGGAGUGUACUUGCCCGACUUUUGCGAGAAACGACGUAGCGGUGGUUCUCGUCGUGCCAUGGGUGAGCUUCAGAGUGGCAGUGAUAGUGCCCUUGCACCUGAUGCUGCUGAGCCUCCACGUCGUGCCAUGGCUGAGGAGGAGCUUUUGAACCUUGACGCCGAUACACCAACACCCUCUCCCUUUUAAUUAUUGGGUUGGGAGGGAAUGAAAUGGAUCCUUAAUUAACUUGGGUCAUCUAUUUAUUUAUUUUUAAAUUUGAAUGAUGUUUUGAGAUUUGUUUAGGUAGCUUUAAAAAGAUUUGAAAUAAAUUUUACAUUGUUGACAA
Ipomoea triloba (trilobed morning glory) is the source of this 955-nucleotide messenger RNA. RefSeq lists its product as uncharacterized. The record is from RefSeq and is a predicted model, not a curated record. The transcript has a single exon. The coding region runs from base 229 to 816 and encodes 195 amino acids. Lineage: Eukaryota; Viridiplantae; Streptophyta; Magnoliopsida; Solanales; Convolvulaceae.